Messenger RNA from Penicillium nucicola, 738 nucleotides. RefSeq lists its product as uncharacterized. The record is from RefSeq and is a predicted model, not a curated record. Gene Ontology annotation, cellular component: DASH complex; spindle microtubule. The coding region runs from base 1 to 738 and encodes 245 amino acids. The transcript has 3 exons. Gene Ontology annotation, biological process: attachment of spindle microtubules to kinetochore. NCBI's taxonomy places the organism in Eukaryota, Fungi, Ascomycota, Eurotiomycetes, Eurotiales, Aspergillaceae.
AUGUCCCUCCUUAGUUCCCACUUAGAGCAGAUCACACUAUCUUCCAAUGCUAUUGCCGAUUUACCGUUCCCUCCCCCGCGGAUUUUCACCACUGCGCUAUUAGGGUCCCACGAUAUCACAGCCCUGAUUCGAGAUACAGAAGCCCAUGAGCGAGCUCUCUUCCAGGUUGACCCAGCCUCCAAGGCUCCCGGGCAUAAACGCGCCGCACGACGCGGGACCAUGUUCCCCGCCGAGCCUGAAAACGAGUCCAUGGCCAGCCGAAUCUAUUCAGCGCGAAACAACCGCAACCAAUCUGCAGUAGCGAAAGUUCUUGGGCAUGAUAUGAUGGAAGAGAUCAAGCGAUCAGCAGGCACCUCAACCCGAGGACCCCGCGGGGAGGUCAACAUUGAAGUUCUCCUUAGAGGCGCUGAGAUCCUGUGCAAUGUCUACCCCGUUGCUGGAGCACAAGAAAAGAUCUCCAACCUCCGCUAUCGUCAUGAGCUUGUUACCGAGUCUAUAGCUCAGCUGGAAGACCGUGUCGCAGCUAACACAGCGGAGCUGGAUCAAAUGAGACAUUCUUAUGGGGAUGAUCAAGAUGACUCUAUGCUUGCGUCUGCUACACAGCCGGAAGUCCCACAUGUCACGGACGAAGACAUUGAGCGCGAGAUGGCUGAAAUCCGAGACUUGGAGCGGAGGAAACGAACGCUAGAGCAACGAGUUGCAGGCAUGGAUCAAGAUUUGGGAGGUUUGCUCGGUUGA